CCUAUAUAUAUCAUCAUCAACAACAACAAACCCUAUCUUCCCCAAACCCUAGAAUCUAGCGGCGGCCAUGGCCAAGAAGAAGCACUCCACCGCGUCUACCACCGCCACAGCCACAACCACGGUGGCGGCGGCGGAGCCGAGGAAGGAACGGUCGGCGCCUGCGCCGGCGCCGGCGAGGGAUCCAUCGCCGGAGAAGGUGGAGAGCCUGAAGUCGCUGAACCACUUGCUCCUGAAGGAGACGGUGGAGCGGCGGGAGCAGGUGAGCCAGCUCCGCUCCCGCAUCGACGACCUCGCCUUCGACCACUCCUUCCUCUCCGCCGCCGAGCGCGACGUCGCCGGCCUCGUCCUCGCCUCCUACCUCGCCGACCUCCGCAGCCUCGCCGCCGCAAGGGAGCUCUCCGCCGACGCGAAGGCGCGGGACCUCGAAUCGACCCUCGCGUCCGUGGCCGUCCACAAGGAGGAGGCGAGAUCUCUCCAAGAGACCGCGAAUUCCUUAUCCGAAUCUCUAAAACGGGCCGAUGAGAAGUUAAAUCUUGCGGCGCGCGACAAGGAAGCGGUCCAGAACCAUCUAGAUUCGGUCCUCUCGGAGAGGGAUUCCAUCCGGAAGGAUCUUGAUAGCACGGGGAACGCGCUCGUCGAUCUCGAGUCCCGAGUUCGCGAGUUGGAGAUUUCGAACUCGGAGAUCGAAGAAACCCUCGGGCGAGUACGGAUGAAGAACGACGAAUUAUCGGAAUUGGUAAAGCGGAGAGAAGAAGCCCUUCAACUCUUGAUUCGCGAAAAGAACGCUAUAGAGGUAAAACUUGAAGAGCAGCGGAGAUCGGUCGCGAGCGUCGAGAAGAACGCGGAGGAAAGGGUGAGAGAGAAGCAAAUAGAAGUGGAGUCGCUGGCGGCCGAGAAGAAGGCGUUAGAGGCGAAGAUUUCGGCCUUGGAGGAGAGGUAUUGCUGCGUCGCUGAGAAGAACGAACAAUUACAAGACGAGGUUCAUGCGUUGAAGGAGGCCGUGAAUUUCCUCAAGGAGGAGGCGGCGGCGGAAGUGCAGAGCAAAUUAACCGAGAUUAGGGAGAGCCAUUCGAAGCUCGGCGACGAGCACGAAAGGCUUGUGAUGGAGUUUAGUUGUUUGGAGAAGGAGAAGGAAGAAAUUCAGCUUCGUUUUGAGGCGGAGAAGAUCGAAGCUUCGAGAGAGUUUGGACGUCUAAGACGCAUGCUGGAGGAUAUUCAAGAGGAGAAGGUCUUGAUUGAUGGUGUGAGGUCCGAGAAGGAGGCUGAAGUUAGUGAUCUAAAGAAUGAGCUUGCAAAGCUUCAAUCAGAUGUGUUGGACUUGCAGGAGAAGUGUAGAGAUUACGGCGAAACGAAUAAUAACUUGAGAGCUGACAGGGAUUCUAUUCAGAAGGCGCUCGAUCUCGAGAAGUCGGUAGCCAGUGAGCUGAAAUCACAGGUCGAGGAGCUAAAGAUGAUUAAAGAUGAGAAAGAACGAGAGCUUCGGGACGCUAAAACCGACAUGGAGGGGGAGGCGGAGAAAAUUGAGGGGUUGAGUCGGGAGCUUGAACUCCUGCAGCUUGCGCUGGUGGAAGCAGAGAGGAAGAAGGGAGGGGUUCGGACCUGGCUGUACCCAGCAACCACGGCAGCUUUUGCCGCGAUAUCCUUUGCCUGCGCAACAAGGGGGCGUUGAUCCUCCGUGUUUCUUGUCAGCUUUCUUUUCCUUUUUUUUACGGGACACAGUUUACUAUAUGCCUUGAUGAUACAGCAACUCGAUCAAAGUUUUGGGUUGCGGUUAGCUUUUGACGUCACCACCACGAUGGAUCAUUGUUGAUCUUUUAAUAUUUGAUUUUUCUUAUCUUGGCUAUUCAACUUCUUUUUGCCCCUUCUCUCGAUCAAACUUUUUAUAGUAAUUAGAAAGUUACGAGAUUAGACUCUUGAUAUUUAGUAAUUGCAUUCAUGUUACUCUAUUUUAUGCUCUUUCGAUCAUAAUGUCACCAAACUGAGAAUUGGUAUUUCA
Messenger RNA from Ananas comosus (pineapple), 1996 nucleotides. Its product is annotated as myosin-10. The transcript has a single exon. Gene Ontology annotation, cellular component: late endosome; lysosome; autophagosome. NCBI's taxonomy places the organism in Eukaryota, Viridiplantae, Streptophyta, Magnoliopsida, Poales, Bromeliaceae. Gene Ontology annotation, biological process: plus-end-directed vesicle transport along microtubule; positive regulation of autophagosome maturation. The coding region runs from base 68 to 1669 and encodes 533 amino acids. The record is from RefSeq and is a predicted model, not a curated record.